AUUAAAGCUGUUUUCGUGGAGGCAAUUUUUGUUGCUGAAUUAAGUCUCUUGAUUCAGAGAUAAUAUUGGAUUAACGGUGUAAAUUUCGUGAUAUCAGCACAGAAGCUCUCAGUGACAGAAAAAGCAAGUGUCCCCCUCGUGUAUGUGUGAAAUGAUGUCGGGCAGUUUUAGCUAAUUGUGGACCCAUGACCACCUGAGCUCAGAGCAAGUGAUUAACUGACAACCUUUGCCUCCAAAUAAAUAAAGACCCUCUCAUCAAUGGCCACGCUGUGGUCAAAGAUCUCUGCUGUUCUGCCGCAUAAUGAGGAACAGUUUCCACUGCAGUUCAGCGACAAAGUGGAGUCAAGUGUGGUGGAAAUGCUGAAACGGUCCACGCGGCAGCUGUACAGCGACACUACAAGCACCAGCAGAAUGCUUAAUGCUCAGAUCAUUUUGGACUAUUCAUGGGAGAAACUCAACACAGGAACAUGGCGCCAUGUGGACAAAGAAUGGAGACGUGUUUAUUCGUAUGGAUGCCUCUUCAAAGUGGCGGCUCUGUGUCAUAAAGAUGCUUCAGCAGAUGAGGUCCUGCAGGCGGUGAGGACUUGUGACAUGGGUUUGCUCAUGGGUGCAGCCAUCAUGGAUAACAUACUUCAGGUCAUUGUUCGGAUUCUGCAGGAUGAAGUCAGGAAAUCCUCUAAAGAAGAAGAAGAAAGUGAACAUGCCCAAGUCAAGAGGAUAAAGAUCGAGUGCCCACGCAAUCAAAAAGUUCCUGCAAUCAAAGAAGAGUUGUCAGUUCCCAGGAUAAAGUGUCCUUCACUGGAGAGCUUCAACACAAACUACCUGCUCCCCCUCAAACCAGUGAUUUUAGAGGGAGUCAUUGAGCACUGGCCCGCCCUCAACGAACACCCCUGGAGCAUAGAGUACUUGAGGUCUGUUGCUGGCUGUCGUACUGUUCCUGUUGAAGUGGGAUCCAGGUACACGGAUGAGGAAUGGUCACAGACACUGCUUACGGUCAAUGAAUUCAUUGAUCGAUACAUUUUUAAUAAAGACGGAGCAAAAGGUUUGGGCUAUCUUGCUCAACACCAGCUUUUUGAUCAGAUACCAGAACUGAAGGAAGACAUCCGCCUUCCUGAUUAUUGCUGCCUGGGCGAAGGAGAUGAAGAUGACAUUACUGUGAACGCAUGGUUUGGGCCCAGAGGUACAGUGUCUCCUCUUCACCAAGACCCUCAGCAGAACUUCCUGGCUCAGGUUGUGGGAAGCAAAUACAUUCGCCUAUAUUCCCCCGAGGACACAGACAAGCUGUACCCUCAUCAAUCACAACUCCUUCACAAUACCAGUCAGGUGGAGGUGGAGAAUCCAGACACAGAGCGCUUCCCGGAGUUUGCCAAGGCUCCCUAUCUGGAAUGUGUGUUGCAGCCGGGAGACUUGCUGUUCAUACCUGUUCGACACUGGCAUUAUGUCCGUUCCUUAGAGCUCAGCUUCUCUGUCAGCUUCUGGUGGUCAUGACUGCAGAUCCAUAAUAAAGAGUUAUUUUUGUAGAGUAAAAUUUAAGCUUAGCUUGGUUUUCUGAUUCUGCGUAAGGAAAUCAGCUUGGAGUUUUUAACUAACCCAAGGCUAAUUCUCAUAAAUCUUAGGACAAACGCUGAUCACACAAACCCUUGAUCCAUGAACAAUGAACACACACUGCUGAAUGAUUAGUUUAAUUGUGCUGCUGAUUAUUGCAACAACAUCUAUUGUGUGCAAAGCUAUGCUAGAAAAAAAAACAAAGCAAAUGAGCAGUUAAAACUGUUUGUGCUCAUUUCAUCCU
Plectropomus leopardus (leopard coralgrouper) is the source of this 1789-nucleotide messenger RNA. RefSeq names its product lysine (K)-specific demethylase 8 (gene kdm8). The record is from RefSeq and is a predicted model, not a curated record. Gene Ontology annotation, cellular component: nucleus. Lineage: Eukaryota; Metazoa; Chordata; Actinopteri; Perciformes; Serranidae. Gene Ontology annotation, molecular function: histone H3K36 demethylase activity.